This is a messenger RNA of Hibiscus syriacus, 1809 nucleotides long. RefSeq names its product 6-phosphogluconate dehydrogenase, decarboxylating 3, chloroplastic-like. Lineage: Eukaryota; Viridiplantae; Streptophyta; Magnoliopsida; Malvales; Malvaceae. Gene Ontology annotation, molecular function: phosphogluconate 2-dehydrogenase activity; phosphogluconate dehydrogenase (decarboxylating) activity; NADP binding. The transcript has a single exon. The record is from RefSeq and is a predicted model, not a curated record. Gene Ontology annotation, biological process: pentose-phosphate shunt, oxidative branch; pentose-phosphate shunt. Gene Ontology annotation, cellular component: cytosol. Bases 111 to 1586 code for a protein of 491 amino acids.
ACCUUCCUCUCCCUUUAAAAAUAAACAAAAUCUCUCCCACCAACCCCUCCAUUAUAUCUAACCCCUUUUCUCCUUCCAUUUUCCUCAGUUAUUUACGCCGCCUCCCGAAAAUGGAAGCCUCCACUGCUCUUUCUCGUAUAGGCUUAGCCGGCUUAGCGGUCAUGGGCCAAAACCUCGCUCUAAACGUCGCCGAAAAAGGCUUCCCAAUCUCCGUCUACAACCGUACCACUUCCAAAGUCGACGAAACCGUCAAACGCGCCGAAGAUGAAGGCCAACUCCCGCUCUUCGGCCAGUACUCCCCUCGGGAAUUUGUUCUCUCAAUCCAACGGCCCAGAUCUGUCGUCAUCUUAGUCAAAGCUGGCGCACCCGUCGACCAAACUAUAGCCGCUUUAUCCGACCAUAUGGAGCCCGGUGACUGCAUCAUCGAUGGUGGUAACGAGUGGUACGAGAACACCGAGAGAAGGAUGCAAGAGGUUUCGAAUAAGGGUCUUCUUUAUCUCGGUAUGGGUGUUUCCGGGGGUGAAGAGGGAGCCCGAUAUGGCCCGUCGUUAAUGCCCGGCGGAUCUCACCAAGCGUAUACAAAUAUCAAAGACAUACUCGAGAAAGUGGCGGCGCAAGUAGAAGAUGGACCCUGCGUUACUUACAUUGGCGAAGGCGGAUCAGGUAAUUUCGUUAAAAUGAUUCAUAAUGGAAUCGAAUACGGUGAUAUGCAGUUGAUUUCUGAAGCUUAUGAUGUGCUUAAACAUGUUGGGGGACUUUCGAAUGAUGAAUUAGCGCAGAUUUUCGCCGAAUGGAAUCGGGGAGAGCUUGAGAGUUUCUUAAUUGAGAUAACUUCUGAUAUUUUUAGAGUUAAGGAUGAUUUGGGAGAUGGGUAUUUGGUAGAUAAGAUUUUGGAUAAGACUGGGAUGAAAGGUACUGGGAAAUGGACAGUGCAGCAAGCUGCUGAGUUGUCUGUUGCUGCCCCUACAAUCGCAGCGUCAUUGGAUUGUAGGUAUUUGAGCGGGUUAAAGGAGGAGAGGGAAAAUGCAAGUGAGGUUUUGAAACAAGCUGGGUUGAAAGAGGAAGCUGGGAGUUUAGCUCAGGGGAUUGAUAAGAAAAGAUUGAUUGAUGAUGUUAGGCAAGCUUUAUACGCCUCGAAGAUAUGUAGUUAUGCUCAAGGGAUGAAUUUGUUGAGAGCCAAGAGUCUUGAAAAAGGGUGGAAGUUGAACUUGGGAGAGUUGGCUAGGAUUUGGAAAGGUGGGUGUAUCAUUAGGGCUGUGUUUUUGGAUAGGAUCAAGAAGGCUUACCAAAGGAACCCCGAUUUAGCUAGCUUGCUUGUGGACCCGGAGUUUGCUCUGGAGAUGGUUCAGAGGCAGCCUGCUUGGAGGAGAGUUGUGGGGUUGGCUAUCUCUGCUGGGAUCAGCACACCAGGAAUGUGUGCUAGCCUUUCUUAUUUCGAUACCUAUAGGCGUGCAAGGCUCCCGGCAAAUCUUGUGCAGGCACAGAGGGACUUGUUCGGGGCACACACCUAUGAGAGGACUGAUCGUCCAGGGUCAUUCCAUACGGAGUGGAAAAAGGUUGCACACGGUGUUGGUGCGCUCAAUUGAGCUUUCCUAGUUUUCUUGUUUGUUUCAAUUGAGCGUUGGUUGUGUUUCUAUGUUGGAAUAGGAUUCUACAAUAGCAUUGCUAUGAUAGUUCAAUCUUGCAGCUUUCUUUUUCUUCUAAUAUAAAUGCCUACCUCGGCAUUGCCCAUUCUGGUAAAGCUUUGUAUUCCUGUUAUACUGGCAAGUUUAAACAAGAAAUGAUGACGUGAAUAAUAAUUGCAAAUUU